Molecule: messenger RNA, 1032 nt
Organism: Stylophora pistillata
Lineage: Eukaryota; Metazoa; Cnidaria; Anthozoa; Scleractinia; Pocilloporidae
Source: RefSeq, a predicted model, not a curated record
ACAUUAUGUUCAGAAUUCUUGCAGACAUCCAGUCACGAAAGGAAAAAACUAUAUUUCACCGGGUGUUACGAAAACGAAGACCAAAGACCUAAGACCCCGUCUUCCUUUUCGUUUUCGUUUUCGGACAUCCGAUCCUUGUUUUACUUUCGUCCCAUGAGACCAUAGUGUGCAUAAAUUUGGCGUGGCACUACAUCAUUAUUUUCUGUAUGACACGAAAAGUUAAACUUCGAACCAAGAUAGGAGCUUCAAAAAUGAAUCGUUUGCUGUUCACUCUGACUGUUCUUGUUCUGAUGGCUGUAACUGCUGUCUCUUUGAAGUGUUACACCUGCAUUGGUUCUGAAGAUAAUUGUAAGAAAAGCAAAUUGGAGGACAACAAGCCCACCUAUUUAAAUACGUGUUUUCUUGCCGAUACAUGCCUCAGAUACUGGCAAAAAACCAAAGAUAACGAUGCUAUAGUUCAUAGCGGAUGCACUACCGAAGACUACUGUGACGCCCAAAAAUCAGCAUGUGAUAAAGCUAAAGAUACUCUGAAGGAUUAUCAGUGUGCGGUUGGCUGCUGUUCUGAUGACGGAUGCAACGCAGGCUCAUCUCUCACCUUUAGUAUUAUCCUGUUGGCCAUGUGCACUUUCCUGGGCCUGGAACUGCUGAAGUAACUGUGGGUACACUUUUACCAGGCUGCUGUUCUUAGGGCUCGCCACUCAUGUCAAGACUCUUGACCUUUUCUCUCUUUUUUCGUCUAUAUUUUUUUUUUUGUUCUUUCAGGUAGUUUAAAUGACAACGUGUUACCUCAUUCUCACCGUCUUCAAUAUGAUGUAAAGUUUUCGAGCUGAAAGAGUCUCUAGAGCACGCAUAAUGCUUUUUAAAACAAUAGUAUUGUCAAUAGCUUUAAAAUUAUGAUAUAUUAGUUGCAGGGUCACAUUUUAUACCUGCAUUAACUGAACUUUAUGAGCGUUAUUUGUAAGUAGCGGCUGCGUAGUUGUUAGUUACUCUUUCUCAGUUUUUGGUAAUCAAUAAAGUGGAUCGAAACUGCAA